Messenger RNA from Penicillium angulare, 906 nucleotides. RefSeq lists its product as uncharacterized. The transcript is spliced from 3 exons. The record is from RefSeq and is a predicted model, not a curated record. NCBI's taxonomy places the organism in Eukaryota, Fungi, Ascomycota, Eurotiomycetes, Eurotiales, Aspergillaceae. Gene Ontology annotation, molecular function: transmembrane transporter activity. Gene Ontology annotation, biological process: transport. The coding region runs from base 1 to 906 and encodes 301 amino acids.
AUGGCAGCGGAUUUCUGGGCUGGGUACCUCAGUGGCGCUCUUGGAAUCGUUAUCGGAAAUCCUUUAGAUGUGGUCAAAGUUCGGCUGCAGGCAGGCAAUGCAGGGUAUACCCCUCCAUCCCACCUAAACCGAUUGGAGAAGGCGAGUUCACUGGUCCGAGGUGCCGCGGCUCCAAUACUGGGAUAUGGUGCCCUCAAUGCAAUUCUCUUUGUGGCCUACAAUCGGUCAUUGAGAGUAUUGGACCCUUCCGUUGUGGACCCUACUAACCCGGGAGGAACAUCUUUUUAUAAGAUUUGGGUUGCUGGUGCCGCGGGCGGACUUGCUAGCUGGACUGUUUCUGCUCCAACCGAGUUUAUUAAGUGUCGAGCGCAGCUAGAUCCUCGUCCGCAGACCUCUUCAUGGUCCGUUGCCAAGGAUAUAUAUCAUAACCGAGGUUGGCGGGGACUAUAUUUUGGAGGAGGGAUUACCAGCGCCAGAGACGCGAUUGGCUAUGGAUUCUAUUUCUGGUCUUAUGAGCUUUGCAAACGAAUGAUGACUACGGAAAACGAAACUUCUCAUCAGGCUACUUUGAAAGUCCUUUUAUGCGGUGGCAUUGCAGGCAUUGUCACCUGGGGUUCUGUCUUCCCAUUGGACAUGGUUAAGACUAGACUACAAGCGCAGACGAUGCAUGACACCCGCGGUGUGCAUGGACUCUCGGGACCGAAUGCAGAGGGCCAGCCACUUUUACGACCACGCCAACCAUUGAACACUCUUCAAAUUGCCCAAGAGACCUAUCGAGCAGAAGGCUUGAAAGCAUUUUAUCGAGGAUUAGGAGUUUGUAGUAUUCGAGCAUUUAUUGUGAAUGCCGUUCAGGUAUGUGAUACAUAUCUCCUCCCAUUCAACUUUAUCGAGCGUCGACAGCUCUGA